Melospiza melodia melodia is the source of this 3170-nucleotide messenger RNA. RefSeq names its product TNNI3 interacting kinase (gene TNNI3K). The transcript is spliced from 25 exons. Gene Ontology annotation, molecular function: ATP binding; protein kinase activity; protein binding. Gene Ontology annotation, biological process: protein phosphorylation; signal transduction. NCBI's taxonomy places the organism in Eukaryota, Metazoa, Chordata, Aves, Passeriformes, Passerellidae. Gene Ontology annotation, cellular component: cytoplasm. The record is from RefSeq and is a predicted model, not a curated record. The coding region runs from base 109 to 2610 and encodes 833 amino acids.
UAGCCAGAGACUAUCACAAGUAUUUUUCAGCAGGACUGUCACUGCCCCUGAACAGGGAAUCAUAUUACUGCAAGAACUUUGCUGAAACAAAGAAGAUAAAUUGGACAAAUGGGAAAUUAUAAAUCUAGACCAACCCAGACUUGCACGGAUGAAUGGAAGAAGAAAGUCAGUGAAUCCUAUGCCACAGUCACAGAGCGCUUGGAGGACGACCUGCAAAUCAAGGAAAAGGAGCUGGCAGAGUUAAAGCAUGUUUUCAGCUCUGAUGAAGCCUUCUGCAAAGUGAACCUGAAUUACCGCACGGAGAGCGGGCUCUCGCUGCUGCACCUGUGCUGCGUCUGUGGGGGCAACAAAUCCCACAUCAGAACCCUCAUGCUAAAAGGGCUGCGCCCGUCCAGACUAACGAGAAAUGGAUUUACAGCUCUGCACUUGGCAGCUUAUAAGGACAACGCAGAGCUGCUGACAGCGCUGCUGCACGGCGGGGCUGACAUCCAGCAGGUCGGGUACGGGGCGCUGACAGCGCUGCACGUCGCCGCCAUCGCCGGCCACCACAAGGCCGUGGACAUGCUGCUGCAGCACGGCGCCUACGUGAACGUGCAGGACGCCGUGUUCUUCACGCCGCUGCACAUCGCCGCCUACUACGGCCACGAGCAGGUAACCCACCUGUUACUGAAGUUUGGAGCCGAUGUGAAUGCGAGUGGUGAAGUUGGGGACAGACCUCUCCACCUGGCUGCUGCCAAAGGCUUUCUCAACAUCACAAAGCUUUUGAUGGAAGAGGGAAGCAAAGCUGAUGUGAAUGCUCAGGACAACGAAGAUCAUGUGCCUCUGCACUUCUGCUCUCGAUUUGGGCACCAUGAUAUUGUCAAGUUCUUACUGCAGAGCAGCUUCGAGGUGCAGCCCCACGUGGUGAACAUCUAUGGAGACACACCUCUACACCUUGCCUGCUACAAUGGGAAGUUUGAAGUUGUCAAGGAAAUAAUUCAGCUCUCAGGAACAGAAAGUCUCACUAAAGAAAAUAUAUUCAGUGAAACAGCUUUCCACAGCGCUUGCACCUAUGGAAAGAACAUAGAACUUGUCAAGUUUCUUCUUGACCAGAAUGUUGUAAGCAUCAAUCAUCAGGGGAGAGAUGGGCACACAGGAUUGCACUGUGCUUGCUACCAUGGCCACAUUCGCCUUGUGCAGUUCCUGCUGGAUAAUGGAGCUGAUAUGAAUCUUGUAGCUUGUGAUCCCAGCAGGUCCAGUGGAGAAAAGGAUGAGCAGACCUGUUUGAUGUGGGCUUAUGAGAAAGGUCAUGAUGCAAUUGUGACCCUCCUGAAGCAUUACAAGAGACCUCAGGAUGAAUCCCCCUGCAAUGAAUACUCCCAGCCUGGAGGAGACGGUUCCUACGUGUCAGUGCCAUCCCCCCUAGGGAAGAUUAAAAGCAUGACAAAAGAAAAGGCUGAUGUCCUCCUCCUCCGUGCUGGUUUGCCAUCACACUUCCACCUGCAGCUCUCUGAGAUAGAGUUCCAUGAGAUCAUCGGCUCAGGGUCUUUUGGAAAAGUCUAUAAGGGACGAUGUAGAAAUAAAAUUGUUGCAAUCAAACGCUACCGAGCCAACACCUACUGCUCCAAGUCUGAUGUGGACAUGUUCUGCCGCGAGGUUUCCAUCCUCUGCCGGCUGAACCACCCCUGUGUCAUCCAGUUCGUGGGAGCCUGCCUGGAUGACCCCAGCCAGUUUGCCAUUGUCACCCAGUACAUCUCGGGGGGAUCACUCUUCUCCCUGCUCCACGAGCAGAAGAGAAUUCUUGAUCUGCAGUCUAAACUAAUCAUUGCUGUAGAUGUGGCCAAAGGCAUGGAAUACCUCCACAAUCUCACACAGCCCAUCAUACAUCGGGAUCUGAACAGUCACAAUAUUCUCCUGUAUGAGGAUGGUCAUGCAGUAGUUGCUGAUUUUGGAGAAUCUCGAUUUCUACAAUCCCUGGAUGAAGACAACAUGACAAAACAACCUGGGAACCUGCGCUGGAUGGCCCCUGAGGUGUUCACCCAGUGCACAAGGUACACCAUCAAGGCCGAUGUCUUCAGCUACGCUCUGUGCCUCUGGGAGCUGUUAACGGGGGAAAUUCCCUUUGCUCACCUGAAACCAGCGGCAGCAGCAGCAGACAUGGCUUAUCACCAUAUCCGCCCCCCCAUCGGCUACUCCAUCCCCAAGCCCAUCUCUGCCUUGCUGAUAAGGGGCUGGAACGCCUGUCCUGAGGGGAGACCAGAGUUUUCAGAAGUUGUCACAAAGUUAGAGGAGUGUCUGUGCAAUAUUGAGUUAAUGUCUCCAGCCUCCAGCAACAGCAGCGGGUCCCUGUCUCCCUCGUCCUCCUCGGACUGCCUGGUGGCCCGGGGUGGGCCUGGCCGCAGCCACGUGGCCGCGCUGCGCACCCGCUUCGAGCUGGAGUACGCCGUGAACGCGCGGGCCUGCGCCGCCUGGGCACAGGGCAGUGGGCAGCCCCCUUCUCAGGGCCUGUCUCUGGAUGACAUGAGAAGGACCUUCCAGUACCCAGCCGUGGACAAGAACGGCUACGUGUCAGACCCCUUGAGCACCAUGAGGUUCCACUCCUGCAGCAGCAGCUUGGAGGACGGCAGCUGAGGGAGGGAGCGCCCGCCUGCCCCCGCCCGGCAUCACCGCGGAGCCCUGAGUGUCACGCUGCCAUCCCUGGGCUGAACAGCUUUGGUGUUGAUGACAAAUGUCCCUGUCCUGCAUUCUGCUUUUGCACUCCCUCAGCUGACCACCCCCUGCCCUGCAGCACCACCUCUGACCCUGGGGCAUUGAAAAAGAGAAGAGAAGCAGGGCAGCAGAAGUUGAACUCUUCCUCUAGAAGCAAUUACAGAGUUAAUCACGCUGAUAUUUUCUGGGGUCUUUUUUUCAAAGUAACAAAAGUUAUCUGCAAUACUGUCCUGUGUGGCCAAGGCAGAGCUGCCUUCCUGGCUGAGCAGGAAUCAGUAUUUCCCAUUGAUGGCAGGGUUCUGUGAUGUUACUGAGGAUUUUGUUUCUCUGCAGCCAUGAUCCCUGAAGCAGGUCUGCAAAGAGGCCUCAAGCAGUGUGACAGACAUGAGCUAUGACUGCAUGGUGGGCUCGGACAAUGGCACACCUGCCAUUACUUCAGUAGUGCUGAAGCAAUAAAAAUGGGGAACAUUUCAGUAAGUAAA